AAGGCUUCGGCAGGCGCGAAGUACGUGUAUUGCUUAGCUCAGAAAAUGUGGCGGGUUAAUGAACGGACAAAGUGCCUUACAGUGACCCGGCAGGUCACUGCGUUCCCCUCCGGCCGCCGGCUUUGGGCGUGGGUGACUGCAAAGGGGUCCGCGGGCGCGGCGCGGCGCGGCGCGGCCACCGCUGCCUGGGGGGCGGGGGCCGCAGCCUUUGUGCCGAGGCUGCUCCCGGCUCCCGCCGCUGGGGGGCGGCCUCCGGCCCGUCGACCCCCAACAAUAGGCAGGGGUGGGGAGCCGCGCGGUCCCGGAAACUUUUCCCUCGUGUCUCCGCCGCCCGGGAGCGCGUUGCUGGGCGCGCCCAUCCCCGCCCGGGAUCGGUGCGCUCGUCCGGGGCCGCGGCGGCGGAACCGCUACCAGAGAAGGGGGCGCGGGGCGGCAGCGGCCAGGGCUGUCCGCGGCCGAGGGAGGCUGCGCCCGGGUCCCCGGCCACGCGGGAGGCUCGGACACUGCGGCGGGCGGAGCCGAGCCGUGCCAUGGGGGAGGCGCCCAGCCCCGCGCCCGCGCCCUCGCCCUCGCCCGCGCCCGCGCUCUGGGACUGGGACUACCUGGACCGCUGCUUCGCCCGCCACCGCGUCUGCAUCUCCUUCGGCCUGUGGAUCUGCUCCUCCUCCUGCUGGAUCGCCGCCCACGCGCUGCUUCUCUAUCUGAGAUGUUCAAAGAAACCCAGACGGGACCAGACGGCGCCGUGUGCUGCCUGCUGCCUCCUGACCAGCCUGUGUGACACCGUCGGGGGGAUUCUGGCCAGACAGCUCACGAUCCAGGUUUUCACUGGUGCCUACCUGGCAGCUGUUGACUUGGUGAAUUUUGUGUUCAUUCUCUUCCCAGUCUGCGGCUCCAGAUACAAGCCUAAUUCGGGUCGGGGCUCCCGGGAGAGGAAGAGGAAGCGGCGGCUCAGGGCCAGCCUAUUUGCCCUGGCCCUGCCGCUGAGUCUGGGCCCUGGCUGGGCCCUCUGGGCCGCUGUCCCGAAGGCAUCAGGCCUCGUCCGAGGGCCGCAGCGGAGGCUGCUGGGAAGCUUUCUGCAGGACAACACCGAAAUCCUCGGCUACCUGCUGGGUGGCAUCGCUGCCCUCGGCUCCUGGGCCUCCCGGAUCCCCCCGCUCUCCAGAAUCUGCCGGGGUAGGACGUUUCCCUCCAUCCACCUGUGGACCCGGCUCCUGUCGGCCCUGGCUGGCCUCCUCUACGCUUCAGCCAUCGUGGCACAUGACCGGCGGCCUGAGUACCUGCUUCGGGCCACUCCCUGGUUCCUGACCUCCCUCGGCCGUGCGUCGCUGGACCUUGCUAUCAUUUUCCUUUCCUGCGUGAUGAAGAGCAAGAUGAGGAGGGCCUUAGGAUUCACCUCCGAAGCCAGAGGGAGCCCAGACACCCAAGCCCUUUUGACCUGUGCAGAGAAAGAGCAAGAAAACGAGGAGGCGAGGAACGAGAAUACAGAUUGGGUGCCUCUCACCACACUACCGCGCUGCAAGUCACUCAGGACGAUGGCAGCCAUCAGUCCCUACAUGGAGCUGACCAUCGAGCCAGUGCAGCAGGUCUCCUUUCCCCAUCACGGCUGCUGGCUCCUCCUGGUGAGCUGGACUUUAAGGUUGCAGCGCCCCCAGCUCUGCCCUCGGAGGUCUCCCUUCUCUUGGUACACUCUCCCAGUCCCGUCAUCCCAGCGCUCUCAAGACAGCUCUUGCUGGUUUCCCCGGAGCAGGCUGCAGCGCCACCAGGCUGCCCGGCGACGGUCAGACGAGCACCGGAGACGCGUCCCUGCCGGAGCCCCCCUCGUACCCUCCCGUUCAGGUCAUCCGGGCCCGCGUGUCCUCCAGCAGCUCCUCCGAGGUGUCCUCCAUCAACUCCGACCUCGAGUGGGACCCUGAAGAUGUAAACCUUGAAGGGAACAAAGACAACGUAGAGAUGCUCAGAUCCCAGGCGCACAGCUGCUCUGCGAGGCCAGUGGACUUGACCUCCGACGAGUAACACUUUCUGGAGCCAGCACAUCAGCUCAGAACCCAAGGUCUAGUGUUUGUCAGGAACUGAGCAAGACAACUGAUCAACCUGCAGUGACACCCAUGGCAGGAAUGUAAGCUUCUGCCAAGGCCGCCUAUAAAAGUGAGGAACCAGGAACUGUCACUGAGCCUGGCUGGUCUGAGCUAUGGCUCAGAAGGGAGCUAAGACUCUGGGACCUGUGGACAGACCUGGACAAGCCCAGAGUUUGUUCUGAAGAUUAGAAGCUCACACACCACUCUUGCUUUGAGAUAAAAACCUUCAUCUAAAGGACACUGGACCCUCCUUUCCCUUUCCUUUUAGAUUCAGCGAUACUCUGAAUAUCUGCCAGGUGUCAGGAAGGAGUUUCUCUAACAGUUAAUGUGUUUGGAUCCCGGCAGAGCCCCAUUCUGCAAGACCCAGCUGAGUCUGGAGAAGAGAGGGAUGGGCCCACGUGCUGGGGGUCUGGGACACAGUCACAGAUACUGAUGGGACCUGGCUCCUGCCCUCCGGUCACCUACUUGAGUUUUCUGCUGGAAGUUAGGACUGCUUGGUCAACCACAUGUUUGUGAGAUCACCGGCAUUGCAAGAACAAGCAGGGCAAACUGCUCUAGGUUCCAGGACUUGCUCCAACCGGGCGAGGUGUGUGCUGGGACGGGGUCUGCAGGUGAGAGGCACUGUAUGCUUCAGCAGGUGACUGAGGGCAUGCAGAGGGUAGAGGCAUGGCCAAGGCGUUCAAUCCCAGCACAGCAAUCCCACUGUAGGAUUAUUUUGGUACUGUGAUCACAGGUGAGGGGAAGGGUGGAGGGAAUGGGGCUAAGGCGGGAGGAACACUGAAGGGAAUAAAUCCUGAUGGAGUGAAUUGAAGUAGCUCACUGUGGAACACAGCGAUACGUCUGAAUCCCGGCACAGCCACAGAAGUCUACCACGAGGGGAACUGGGAGAAAUGCCAAGGAACACAGCUCUGCUCCUGGCUGACCCUUGGCAGCCUGUGUGACUCAGCUGCAGCUGCCCAGUUUCUCCUAAGGGGUAGUGCUCGUCCCAGCAGCAUGAACAAGGGGGUGGCUCUAGGAAGCAGGUUGGUUCUGUAGGUCUCUGUGGAGAUCCUAAUCCCCUGGGUGACCUCUGAGCUAGAUGCGAACUUAAAGCCACCGCAAUUAUCCAACUGUUUUGGACCAUGGUUGUCUUACAAUGCAGUUUGCUAAAGUCAGGUUUGCUUUAUGAUCCUAACCACUGAAUCUGUACUUUGAGGGAAGAUGAAGAUUUGAGUUGGGGGGCGCGGGGGAGAGCCUUCAAGCAGAUGAAGCCACACAGAGGACUGGAAGUAGAGAAGGGUGGAAUCUAGUCAAGGAAAGAGGAAUUCGAUGUGGCCAGAAUAGGUGGCACAGUAUGCGCUGUAGGGGGUGGGUGAAGAGGCUGGAAAGGAACCAGACUGUGGAGGCUAAGGAGUUGGCACUUAAUUCUGUGGCUAAUUGGUUGCCAUUGGGAGAUACCAGAGUAGGAAGGUGACUGACAUGCCUCAGGUAGGCCACAGCUGAUGGGUGAGUUUUACAUCCCUAUGGCCACAACUUUUCAGGAAGCAGAAGUGUACAGUCAUGGAUAUAGAAUGAACAUGGGGAACAUGUUUAAUCUGAGUGAUAACAGCAGGGCAGGAGACAGGCUCAUCUUUAGAAAGGCAGAAGGCAUGGUAACAGCAUGACAUCUCUGGAGCUUGCCUUUAGCGCAGCCUCUCUCAGGGACAGGCUGGCUCAUGCUCCCUGGGACAUCAGAAAUUGGUUGGAUCCUACUGGAAAUGGCCAUUCACCCAAGAACAUCAAAUGAUUUUAUUGGCUUUGAGCAGCACAAACUACUUGAGCUCCAGAUGUUGACUGUCUUCCUAGAUCUCAUUGUUCCAGCCUCUUUCUUCACAAAGCAGUUCCUAUCAUGAUACUUCCUAUCAUGGUCCAAGCUUGUCACCCAGGGUGAACCAUUAAACUGAGAAUUUUGGAAGCAGAGUUUGACCUCAUUGUUCAGUGAGAACUGCCUGUGAUGCAAAGGCAGAUUCUCAUUGGGACUGGAAGUGGAUUCUGCAACUCUGGAGCCUUUGUGAAGAGGUGCCAAGCAAAAUGCCUUUCUCCUAGUAGGAGUGUCCCUGACCUGGGCCUCCAAUGCAGCUUCAUCCCCAGUUGUUAGUCAGAAUGGGAGGAUAAUAGGAGUUACUUGCCCUGAAGACUCACUGAGCGGUGCGAGGGGUUACCCACACUUCGGAGAAGCUGAGGAGCAGUCUGUGUAAGCAUCCUCUCCUGCCCACUCAUCUGGGGAUGAGAGAUGCUGUAAUACAGUCUCAGCUGUGCUGCCUAUUAUCUGCAUGGCUUGGAACAUGUUACUUAACCUUUGUGAACUCCUGAGGUAGACGGAGAGUAACACCUACCUAGAGAGCUUGUUGUGAAGACUAAGUGAAUUAACACAUAUGAAAUGCUCAACUCGAUACCUGACUCAAAGUAGAGUUGAAGAGGGAUGAGUUUCUUCCUUCCCUAUACUUCCUGGCCACAUAUGCCCUGAAAGCUGGUGGGUAACCCAAGAAUCAGACCCACAGAUGGAAGGGACUACAGAGGUCUGAAUACCCUUGACAACCCUAAUAAGUGAUUAUCCAGCCCCUACUUAAGCUCCUCUGAAAAAAAAGGAUUUCACCCAUUUUAUCUCCCAAAGAAGUCUUUAUGAUUUAGUAGAGCUCUUAUCACCAAGAUUUUCUUAAAAUCCUGUCUAGAUCCUGAAGAACCAAUCCCCUUAUCCCCCACCAGUACUUCAGUAUGAUGAAGACAUUUAUGAGCAUCAUCUGAUGCCACGCUCACAUCAUGUUUGCUACAAUGGGGUAUGAGCUCCUACACAAUGAGGAGAGGCACUGGGCCAAGGAGCAUGGCUGGGUUCCAGUUCCCAGGUCUGAUUCAUGGUGAGCCUUGUCAAGUCAUUUCCCUUUCUGGUCAUGGUUUCCUCAUCUGUAAAAAUCAAAGGCCAGAUUUCUUUCAUUUUUUGCCCUUUUAUGAAAAUGCCAGAGAACUUUUGUUUCCCACAGAAGACUGACAUCUUUAUAAAUUCUCAAGAUACAGACAUUAAAAUAUUAAGACAAAUUUCAGAUCUACUUGGAAAAUAAGUUUCAUUAUAGAAUAUAUACUUCUUUCUGUUUUGGUUUUACUAUCCAUUAAAGUAACAUUUCCGUUUUACAAAGAAACCAGUCUUUGCUGUAACAUGAAGAAAUCACAGCAUUUGACAUUUUAAAAGUUUGCAGAUUCCUUCCAGUACUGAAAACCAAAAAUUUAUAAAACCUUGUUUCCAAACUCAGGGAUUCUGGUCAUUUCAUUCGCUUUCUUCAUUGAGAGAUUCUAUUAUUGGCAGUUUAUUUUGGUCAAGCCUCAUUCUUGCUAAACCAACUCUUAUACUGAGGGAUAUUUGAAUAUUUCCACAGUGAGAGAAAAAGAAUCUGUACCAAUUAAGGAAAAGAAGGACAGAGAUGUCUUAGGAGUGUCUCAAGACUAAUUUCGCAACACUUCCAAGAUUCUCUCCACUUCUUUUUCUGUCCCUUCUUGAUCAUCCCCCUCCAAAUUUUCCAACCAUGCGGGCGGGCAUUGCUCUACUCUGUUCGGCUUCACAUGAUGUUUUACUGACAUUCAAGUUGAUGCUUUGGCAGAGGUGGCUCUGCCUUGAACGAACCCAAGAUUUGGUGCGAUGGUGACCUGGGUCUCUUCACUGAGCCUACACAUGCCUGUCUGGUAUUAUCCCAAAGGUCAUCACCAGGUGAGAGGGGCAACCUUAGAGAAGUUCAAGGAAUGGUGCUAAAUCAAAUGAUUUUGAGAA
Equus quagga is the source of this 5850-nucleotide messenger RNA. It is a transcript of the gene TMEM44, whose product is annotated as transmembrane protein 44. Lineage: Eukaryota; Metazoa; Chordata; Mammalia; Perissodactyla; Equidae. The coding region runs from base 531 to 1913 and encodes 460 amino acids. The record is from RefSeq and is a predicted model, not a curated record. The transcript is spliced from 11 exons.